UCCAGCGCCGCCGUUAGCUCAUCAACGCUACCAUCUAUGCCUUUUCUGUUAGCCUGGUCUUCAAGCUUCUUGCGCAGCAAAGUGUGUGCAAUACGUGGUAGUAUUCCAAUGGGAAUAGGUCAUAACGUCCAGAGAGUGCAUCAUCGAGUGUUGCUGGUUCUCUGUGGGUGA
This is a messenger RNA of Bipolaris zeicola 26-R-13, 171 nucleotides long. RefSeq lists its product as uncharacterized. The record is from RefSeq and is a predicted model, not a curated record. The transcript has a single exon. The annotation marks the transcript as partial. Lineage: Eukaryota; Fungi; Ascomycota; Dothideomycetes; Pleosporales; Pleosporaceae.